AAGGCAGACAAUCUCGAGAGUGCUGUGAGUAGAAAAAUCCAAUUGAGCUCAUUCAUACAUCAGCAGUCAAUGUGAAAGCAAGUAAAAAAUUUUACUGAACAGAAAUUUAAAAAAUCACGCAAAAGCGAAAUCUCUAAAGUAAACAUCACAACGAGAACAUUUAAAUGAAAAUUUGUACACAAUUUUGAGUGUAACUUCACUAAAAUUCUGCCAAUAAAAAUUGUGAAAUUUAUAAAACUGAGACAUUUGAUCAAAGUGAAGAAGAAGACAAUUUAUUGAUCAUUUUAUUAAUCUUUUGAUAUACCGAAAUCAAAAAUGGUAUUGGCUACAGAAAUCAUGUUGCCUCCAAGAAGAAAUUCAUUCAAUGGAGCUGAUUCUCCUCCAAAGUCACCCACAAAAAGUAAUUGGUGGUUCUUCACCUCUAAAUUGAAGUCAGCUACUACCUAUGGCGGAAGCACACACACAGUUGCAACACAGAAACUACGCGAAUCUAAAUGGUUUAAUCAAGAUGAAGAGCGACUAUAUUGUGCAGUUAUUGAGACAGGGUUUAUCGUUGAAAUAAUGCAUCAUGAACAACACAACGAAGAAAAUAAAUCACAUUACGGCGUUGUAAGCGUUGAACCUAAAAAAAACAAGAAACCUACCGCUAAUGAUAUCUUCGUAUACACUGUGAACAAAUGUGAGAACCGGUUGAAAGUCAUAAAGGUUAGCACCAAGGAGCUUUGGGAGCAAAAUUACAAAAUCCGUAUCAACAAUUUAAAUGACAAACACAAAAAAACAAAUUCUGAGAAAGAAAUCAAGAGCCAGAUCAAUUACGCUAUCAAACACAAAACCGUCUUCCACAACAGCUUACAUUUUGUCGACUUCUGCAGAUAUGGCGAACAGUUAGAAGAGCGAAAACGUCAAGUAUCAGAAUCUGUGAAAUGGGGAUCUGUCGGAAUGAAUGCUGGCAUUUUCCUUCUCACUCGAGAAAAGAGUCAUUCGUUCUCGAAAUAACAAGCCAAGAUGAUAAACCUCCAUGGGUGAAACGUGACCAAAGUGCAUUUUUGAUAAUUUAUAUUUUACAAAUAAGAUUAAGAUUCUUUCGUAAUAUAAGAUGACCUUUACUUUAUUUAAUGAGAAAUACCUACUAUCAAAAAUAUUUGUUAUUUAAAUAUAAGAGUUAAAGGUAACGUGUUUGUACGUUGUCGAGAAGAGUGUAAGAUUGUUGGAAUUAUAUGAAUAGCGAAAAUGAUAAAGUUCUAAAGCGGACAAACAAACGUAUUAUCUUAUUUAAUUAAAAUCACUAUGUGAAUUUGUUAAUUGAACUGUUUUUCUUUACAGAGCUCUAAGAGAGGAAAAAUAAAAUAUAGAAUAAGCAUUUGGUUUUUUGAAGUCAGGUCUG
Clunio marinus is the source of this 1384-nucleotide messenger RNA. Lineage: Eukaryota; Metazoa; Arthropoda; Insecta; Diptera; Chironomidae. The record is from the annotation of a GenBank genome assembly.